Molecule: messenger RNA, 3433 nt
Organism: Pangasianodon hypophthalmus (striped catfish)
Lineage: Eukaryota; Metazoa; Chordata; Actinopteri; Siluriformes; Pangasiidae
Gene: blk
Product: BLK proto-oncogene, Src family tyrosine kinase
Exons: 14
Coding region: 323-1783 (486 amino acids)
Biological process (GO): innate immune response; cell differentiation; protein phosphorylation
Cellular component (GO): extrinsic component of cytoplasmic side of plasma membrane
Molecular function (GO): non-membrane spanning protein tyrosine kinase activity; ATP binding; signaling receptor binding
Source: RefSeq, a predicted model, not a curated record
UGUGCGUGUGUGUGUGUGUGUGUGUGUGUGUGAGAGAGAGAGAGAGAGAGAGAGAGAGAGAGACAGAGCCAGUGAGAAACAGAUGCUGCAAGAAAGAUAUUCUGAUGAAGGUCUUUGGGCACUUGAAACUGGAUUCUGUCUUUCAACAAGUUGACUCCAAAGAAAAUUUUUUUUUUUAAGGAGUUAUUCAUCUGCAUGGAGCAUGUUCUCUUGAUUAGCCCUCAGUAUGAAGGUACAGAUGAUCACAUGGACUAGAGAGCUGCGUGCUGACAUUAGUGGAGACUGACACUUCAGUGUUAAAGCGCAACCGUUCACUAGCAGGAUGGGUUGCACUUGCAGUGGUGAGAAUAAAUAUGAAGAAAGGCAGCAUGUAAAUAACAAUUCAGCAGCCGCCAGUAAACCACAUCGACGAGCACACGCGCAGAAUGGGGCAAAGUAUGAUGAAGACAUUGUCAUUGCGCAACAUGAUUUCAACUCAACGAACGAAAGUGACCUUCCAUUUAAGAAAGGAGAGAAACUCAAAAUCAUACAUGAGAAUGGAGACUGGUGGUUGGCUAAAUCUCUGGUUACUGGAGAUGAGGGAUAUAUUCCAUGCACGUAUGUUGCCCGGGCCCACACGCUGGAGGUGGAAAGAUGGUUUUUCAGAAAUUUGACCCGCAGAGACACAGAACGUCUUCUGCUAGCCCCAGGGAACAGGGUCGGCUCAUUUCUCGUGAGAGAGAGCGAGACAACUCCAGGUGCUUUCUCCCUGUCUGUAAGAGACUUGGCACCAGAACAUGGUGAUGUGGUCAAGCACUAUAAGAUUCGUACGCUUGAUAAAGGUGGAUACUACAUCUCCCCCUCCCUGACUUUCCCAUCUCUGCAGGAACUGAUACAGCACUACUCAAGAUCAUCAGAUGGUCUGUGUCAGAGGCUGGGAAGCCCCUGUAAGUCUGCUGCUCCUCAGAGGCCCUGGGGUCAGGAUGAGUGGGAGAUCCCAAGGGAAACGUUAAAGAUGGUAAAGAAGCUGGGUGCUGGGCAAUUUGGAGAGGUCUGGAUGGGGUACUAUAAAAACAACCAAAAGGUGGCCAUUAAGACUCUAAAGCCGGGCAGCAUGGAGCCAGAGGCCUUCCUGCAGGAGGCUAAUCUCAUGAAGAAGCUGCAGCAUGAGAGACUUGUUAAACUACAUGCUGUAGUCACCAAGGAGCCCAUCCUCAUAGUCACAGAGUACAUGGCAAAUGGGAGCUUAUUAGACUUUCUGAAAACCGAUGAUGGCAGAAAACUAAAACUGCCCAAGUUGAUAGAUAUGACAGCUCAGAUUGCAGAGGGUAUGGCCUAUAUAGAAAGAAAAAACUACAUUCACAGAGACCUUCGUGCUGCCAACAUAUUGGUGUCAGAAACCCUGCACUGUAAAAUAGCUGACUUUGGCCUGGCCAGGAUUAUAGAAUCUGAGUACACGGCACAGGAAGGUGCAAAGUUUCCAAUUAAGUGGACAGCUCCAGAAGCGAUCAAUUUUGGUACAUUCAGCAUCAAGUCAGAUGUCUGGUCCUUUGGUAUUCUCAUGACCGAGAUAGUAACCUACGGAAGAGUGCCUUAUCCAGGAAUGACCAAUCCGGAGGUGAUCCGUAACCUGGACAGGAUGUACAGGAUGCCGUGUCCGGAUGACUGUCCUGAAGAACUCUAUGACAUAAUGAUGGCAUGUUGGAGAGAAAAGGCAGAGGACAGACCCACUUUUGAGUACCUGCAAGACACACUCAAUGACUUCUACAUUGCCACUGAGGGCCAGUAUGAGAUGCAGCCUUAGCCCCCGCAUCCACUCCAAAGAAACAAAUGGACAGGAUACAAGGACAUAAGGGGUAGUAAUGGAUGAAACGGCUGGUCCAAAAAAAGGUGUGAAGCAAUGAACACUUUCUGUAACUGGCCCAAUCAAUUACUAUUAUCGUGAAUAUCUCAAUGAAAUCAUACAGUGACAUACUGUAUUUCAACUAAUUAUAUUCCAUCCCUGAAUUCACAUGGAAAAUUAUGGAGCCCUUUGGAAUUUAGUUCACAGACCCUCAUGCAUUUGAUAUAAUAUCUGAACCAUGACAUACAAUUUACAAAUAUGAUGUAUGUUAUUUCUGUUCAGAAAAGCCUUGAGUAACUAAUUUCUUUAACGGCGCUACCUUUGGGACAAUAUUCACGUACUACAAGCACAUUCUGGACACAUCACGUUUGCACUUUUUGCAACGUUGGGGUCAAACACCAACUGUGGCACUUUGAAGAAAAGGCUUGGAUCAUCAUUAUUACUGACCUGCUAACAUGUCCAUCAAUGCUUUGUCUUCAACUCCUAAAGAACUCCCAGGUGUGGCACUGCAGGGAAACAGAAAUGCUUCGGCAAGGAUAGCACUGAAGUAUGUAGUAGAGAUUAGCCUUUGUUACAUAAACCCUGAGAUUUAUUAUAUUUUAUAUACAUGUAUACCUUUAGCUAAUUUCAAUAUAUUUCUGAUGUCUUUUCCUAGUGAAAUUUUUAAAGUUAUCUGUACUCAAAUGUAUAAAAUUAAAAAUUAAAAAGCAUGGUACUGUGGCCUGUAGAGUAAAAUAGCUUGUGAAAGAACCAUGAACUUACACCAAAACAGAACAAUAAUCAGCUAAUUUUUCAUUUAUUUGUCAUAUAAUAUUGCCAUCUAAUGUAUAAAGAACAUAAGAUAGUUUGGAAAAAACAUUGAAAGAUCCACUGGCAGUAUCAUAGACAUGUAUAUUAGUAGUAGUAUCUACUACGUUAAGUGUCUCCUGCUUUGUAAAACAAUAUAUUAUUAUUAUUAUUAUUAUUAUUAUUAUUAUUAUUAUUGUUAAAUUUUUAAUCUUUGUAAAUGCUUGAUUGAAUAAUUGAGUACUUUGGAGUUAAAACUACUCUGAUAGAGAGACACACGUUGUGCUCAAAUUUGUGUUUAAGACACACCUAAAGCACUCCUCCCUUCUCUCUCUUAGAGUUCCCCAUGAGGCUGAGACAUGUUUGUAGAUAAGAAAUGAAAAUGACACCAAUUCCCCAGAGCUGCUCCUUAGGUUUCCUGCAUAGCAGAAACAGGAAGCCAUGAGUAAGCAUUCCUCUCAUGCCACUGCAAAAAAGCACAUUCGCCGGUCAACGAUAAGAGCUGCUGGGCCUGGAAUUCCAAACAGAACCGCUGUAAUAUGGCCUUUCUUUGCAUUUGGGAAAACUUGAGGUGUACAGUUACAAACGUGUUCCUUGAGCUUAUAUGUGCUAUGAGUAUAUUGCUCAGAUGAUGAGAGUUCAUUAUGAAGGUACUAUCCUUGAUGUCACUCAGAGUAUGAGUGUGUGAAUAUGACUGGUUGUGUAACUAAGCAACGAGUUCUUACUCAGACAAUACUUCUAUGCCAGCUAUGUACUGUAUGUGCCUUCAAGCAUUAUUCAUUUGUGAAAAGUAAAUAAAUGCAUUUUACCAACUUUUCUGAUGUA